CCACUGGGAAGAUCGCAUGCACAGCGCUUGCCUUCGAUUACGAAGUUCUCGGUGGGAUUGCGUUGAAUGAGCCAUCGUUUCCCUCAGCAACCCGAAAUUAAAUUGCGCUUCACGAGGAAGAGAGAGAGAUAGGGCGCCGGAGGGCAGCGAGUUUUUGGCCGGUGCUUGUAGGGGUUGCGUGAUGGGUGUAGCGCCAUUCAAUGGCCGCGGUGUCGGCUUUGGUUUCGGCAUUGGGUGCGGAUUUGGGGUGGGCUGGGGUUUCGGAGGUGCACCAUUGAACACCCUUGGAAUUGGCGUGGGAGGAGGUUGCGGUAUAGGUUUAGGGUUAGGUUGGGGAUUCGGUGCUGGUUUUGGAACUAAGUACCUUGACUCGAAGCUGCGAUUUGAAGGCAUUGAUUUCGAAAAAAUUAAGGAGGAGCAGCAACAGGGUCAGAAAAGGUUAGAAGAGUCUAGCUGACAUAAACUCAACUGACCCCUUUCAGAUUCGGUUAGAAGGUAGGAUAUUCAAAGAGAUGAAGUGACCAUAGAUUUCUAAUAGCGGCCCUGUUUCUUCAAUAUUUGAAACAAUUGAAAUCAGGUAAUCAGAAUGAACUUUACACCAACAUAAUAGCUGCGGAUUACUGCUUACUCCGUGAUGCACUGUGUAUUGUAUACUCGAUAGCUUUGCGUACAGCAUACUUGUGUUGAUUUGUUUGGGUUUUAAAACUUCAUUUCACAAACA
This is a messenger RNA of Physcomitrium patens, 721 nucleotides long. RefSeq lists its product as uncharacterized. NCBI's taxonomy places the organism in Eukaryota, Viridiplantae, Streptophyta, Bryopsida, Funariales, Funariaceae. The record is from RefSeq and is a predicted model, not a curated record.